AAGCUCUUCUUCGCAUCAAUUUCCUUUGAUUUAAUUUAAUUGAAUAAUGCCUAAUCUAAUACGAAUCGCCAGCCUCUACUAUUCGAAUCGAUUUUCCAGCAACGGAACCGCUUUUCUCUCAAAUAUCAUCAAAUUAGUAAAGGUAGGGGGAUAUCAUGGCUGUACACUCCGAGUCAGGUUCGCAGGAGAAGAAAUCAGGCAAUGGAUUGAAUGAGUUACUGACCUUUAAUGCUGAGAACAUGCAGAACAACAUGAAGAUUAUCUAUUACAGUCGGACAUUUUUGUCUAUAAUUGGCGGAGUUGUUGCUGGAAUUUUAGGAUUUACAGGCUUGAAAGGAUUUGUCUUUUACUUACUUCUCAUGGCAGUUACUUCAGUUGGGCUUGUAGCCAAAGCAAAAUUUUCAAUCCCCACUUACUUCGACUCUUGGAACCGAGUGCUGCUUGAUGGCUUUCUUGGUGGUCUAAUGUCGUUCGUGCUGUUUUGGACAUUUGCAUAUGACAUUGUUCAUAUAUUCUGAUGGAGGGAGCAUACAAGUGUUUAAACUGAAGGCGAAUUCGGCUUCUGUUGCUGCUACCAUUGCUUGCCAGGAUGCAGCUACACCCUGGAGUUAUUAGAUAGCUUCAAUGAUGUAACCGUUUUAAAACUUUGUAAGCUUCACUUCAUUAGAUUAUUUAUCCGUUGAUGUAUUAUUUGAAAGAGUUUCAAGAGGCAAGGAUGUUACAAUGUUGCAUCUUUUCUCGCUGUCAAAAUUGGCCUAUACGAGAUUGCUUUUGCAGUAUGUUUUAUGACCCCCUAAGCAAUUUUGUCAAUUUUAUUUUAUCAUUUUGCUUAGCUUUAAUUCUCAAUGAAAAUUUAGCUGAGACUGUUUAUUUGGCAA
Molecule: messenger RNA, 878 nt
Organism: Arachis duranensis
Lineage: Eukaryota; Viridiplantae; Streptophyta; Magnoliopsida; Fabales; Fabaceae
Exons: 5
Coding region: 156-518 (120 amino acids)
Biological process (GO): autophagosome assembly; protein folding in endoplasmic reticulum
Cellular component (GO): endoplasmic reticulum; membrane; EMC complex
Source: RefSeq, a predicted model, not a curated record